AUGGGGCCACCGGGCAAUAGGGGAUCAUGGGGCCCCUGUGUCCUUGCCCAAACUCAAAAAAGUCUAUGAAAAAGUGCAAUUUGAGCCCACACAAAAUUAAUGGGCUCAAAUCAGACUGCAAAGAAUUGCAUGCAAUUUAAAACAGGAAUGCGGUGCAAUUGCAUGCAGUUUCCUGCACAGCAGGGGCGGACUGACAACUCAUGGGGCCCCCGGGCAAUAGGGGAUCAUGGGGCCCCUGUGUCCUUGCCCAAACUCAAAAAAGCCUAUGAAAAAGGUACCAGGGGCAUCUCAUGAGGCCCCCUACUGACCCCGGGCCCUCGGGCAGUGCCCGAGUUUCCAAAUGGUCAGUCCGCCCCUGC
Staurois parvus is the source of this 359-nucleotide messenger RNA. The record is from the annotation of a GenBank genome assembly. NCBI's taxonomy places the organism in Eukaryota, Metazoa, Chordata, Amphibia, Anura, Ranidae.